GGCAGAUAGCUGGAUAGACCCAACUGGAAGUCAUGACGGAAAAACAACCAGGAGAUGGAACUGAGAACCCGAUGACAGGCUGAAGUGAAGGACCAUGGAACUAAGUUAGAGGUCCACAGAAAGAGGGCAGAGUUGAGGACUAAACUCUGUUUAUUGUAUCAUGUGCUUGUCUGAGCAAGAGUACUGGCAGAACAGGCAAUUGUGGAAGGGCCAAGACAGCCACGCCCUUCAGAUGUCACCGCACGGCAGAGAUAAACAUAUUGAGAAUAUGCAAAACCUAAGGAAACAGAAGAGGAAACUUAGUAAACGGUUUACAAGACCUGCUCCUAUUCCAGAACCAGGACUCCUAGAAAUGAGCUUGACAACGUGGUCCCUGAGAGCAAUGCCAGCCCCAGCAUCAAAGGUGGAAGAGUGGCUGUCACUAUUAAAGUUGCAGGAGACAACCAGUGGUCAUAAAGCUGGAAUCUGUACAGAAGAAAUCAUGCCAGACCAUAACAUGCAGAUUUAUAACAUCAAGUGGCAUCUCAUAAUUUGACUUCAUUUGAAAAAUAAAGGCAAUACUCUGUCAUUUCAGCAAAAUAAAUGCAGUGCAACCAUGUAACAUCUAAACCACAGGGUCUAGAAUUUUAUUAAAUACCGUAAUUCAUUAUCACCUUUUUUUUCCUGUGAUAAAUCUGGGAUUUUCUGCUUUUUCAACGAAUAAUAAAAUAUACAGGUCCUUAAAAGUUAUAUACUCCUGUUUAAAUUUUUGCAUGGAAAUAUAUCACCUAUCUAAAGAUUUAGAAUUAUGCUUUAACAAAGGGGGAAAAGAUAUUUUCUCUGCUGUAUAUUUAUAACAACUUGUGUUUAAAUAAAAUGUUUAAAAUCUUUA
Molecule: messenger RNA, 871 nt
Organism: Neofelis nebulosa (Clouded leopard)
Lineage: Eukaryota; Metazoa; Chordata; Mammalia; Carnivora; Felidae
Gene: CCDC179
Product: coiled-coil domain containing 179
Exons: 5
Coding region: 161-535 (124 amino acids)
Source: RefSeq, a predicted model, not a curated record